AUGUUUAAUAAAAAUAUCAAAGUCCUUUUGUGGACAUUAAUAAUCGUCCUGUUAUGCAUUUCUUAUUGUUCAAGUGAAAAUGCAGAUGGUUGGAAUAUUGAUUACACUAUCAAUUAUAGCAUUGGGAAGAGAGUUGAAGGUGAUAGGGUAGUGUAUAAGGAUCAUUAUCACAGGAACCAAACAGAUCCUUUUACUAUGACCCACAAUCCUGGAAGUCAUGAUAAUAAUCAUACUUAUAUUACAUAUGCAGAACUUUUUGCUAGACAAACGACUCCUAUUGGAAAAAUUAAAAUUUUGCAGGGAGGAGUAGGGCUUCGUGAAAUAUAUUUUGCAGUCUCCACUUUUAAUACUACUUUAUUUGAUUUGACUACUUAUAUAUAUGGAUAUAAUUGA
This is a messenger RNA of Ctenocephalides felis (cat flea), 393 nucleotides long. RefSeq lists its product as uncharacterized. The record is from RefSeq and is a predicted model, not a curated record. Lineage: Eukaryota; Metazoa; Arthropoda; Insecta; Siphonaptera; Pulicidae. The transcript has 2 exons. Bases 1 to 393 code for a protein of 130 amino acids.